Molecule: messenger RNA, 2823 nt
Organism: Penicillium maclennaniae
Lineage: Eukaryota; Fungi; Ascomycota; Eurotiomycetes; Eurotiales; Aspergillaceae
Product: AP-2 complex subunit alpha
Exons: 3
Coding region: 1-2823 (940 amino acids)
Biological process (GO): intracellular protein transport; clathrin-dependent endocytosis
Cellular component (GO): AP-2 adaptor complex; membrane coat
Molecular function (GO): clathrin-cargo adaptor activity
Source: RefSeq, a predicted model, not a curated record
AUGUCGUCGAUGCGAGGACUGGUGCAGUUCAUUGCGGAUCUGCGCAAUGCUCGCGCCCGAGAAUUGGAAGAGAAACGCGUGAAUAAAGAGCUGGCAAAUAUUCGACAGAAGUUCAAGUCUGGAAAUUUGAACGGCUACCAGAAGAAGAAAUACGUCUGCAAGCUGCUCUACGUUUACAUUCAGGGUUACGAUGUUGAUUUUGGCCAUCUCGAAGCUGUCAAUCUUAUUACUUCGAGUAAAUACUCCGAGAAGCAGAUUGGGUAUUUGGCUGUCACCCUUUUCCUGCAUGAGGAACAUGAGUUGCUUCAUUUGGUUGUCAACAGUAUUCGGAAAGAUUUAUUGGAUCACAACGAGUUAAACAACUGCCUGGCACUGCAUGCAGUGGCUAAUGUUGGUGGUCGAGAGCUCGGAGAGGCUUUGGCGAACGAAGUCCACCGACUCCUGAUUUCACCAACCUCAAAAGCUUUUGUCAAGAAGAAGGCUGCUCUCACACUACUCCGACUCUACCGUAAAUACCCGGCUAUCGUCCGCAAUGAAUGGGCCGAGCGCAUCAUCUCGAUCAUGGAUGACCCCGACAUGGGUGUCACACUCUCCGUCACCUCCCUUGUCAUGGCACUGGCUCAAGACCUACCGGAAGAAUACAAGGGCAGCUACGUCAAGGCGGCACAGCGGUUGAAGCGGGUUGUCGUCGAUAACGAUAUUGCCCCUGACUACCUCUACUACCGCGUACCAUGUCCGUGGAUUCAGGUUAAACUGUUGCGUCUGUUGCAGUACUAUCCUCCAUCGCAGGACAGCCACGUGCGAGAGAUCAUCCGCGAAUCUCUAUCGCAAAUUAUGCAAUCCGCCAUGGAACAACCCAAGAACGUUCAGCAGAACAAUGCUCAAAACGCCAUCCUUUUCGAAGCCAUUAACCUCCUCAUCCACCUUGAUUCCGAACAUCAACUCAUGAUGCAAAUAUCUGCUCGUCUGGGCAAAUACAUUCAGUCCCGCGAGACAAAUGUCCGAUACCUUGGUUUAGAUGCGAUGACCCAUUUCGCUGCCCGGGCAGAAACACUUGACCCGAUCAAGAAGCACCAAAACAUCAUCUUGGGCUCACUGCGUGACCGAGACAUCAGCGUGCGUCGUAAGGGAUUGGACCUGUUGUAUAGUAUGUGCGACACUACUAAUGCCGGGCCAAUCGUCAACGAGUUAUUGAAAUACCUUCAAACCGCCGACUAUGCUAUUCGGGAGGAAAUGGUGCUCAAGGUAGCCAUUCUGACCGAAAAAUAUGCCACGGACGCGCAAUGGUAUAUUGAUAUGACCUUGAAGCUGUUGUCUCUUGCUGGUGACCACGUCAAUGAUGAAGUAUGGCAACGAGUGAUUCAGAUCGUGACUAAUAACGAAGAGUUGCAAGCAUAUGCUGCUCACACACUUCUCACUUACUUGAAAUCCGAUUGCCACGAGAGCUUGGUAAAGAUUGGCUGCUACGUUCUGGGGGAGUUCGGACAUCUCAUUGCUGAUAACGCUGGUUCAAGUCCGAUAGAACAAUUCAUGGCACUCCAGGCCAAGAUGUUCACAGGCACUGACAACGCGCGCGCCAUGAUUCUAUCCUCGUUCGUCAAAUUCGUCAACUUGUUCCCCGAGAUCAAACCUCAGCUCCUGCAAAUCUUCCGCCUGUACAGCCACUCCCCCGAUUCUGAAUUGCAACAGCGAGCAUUUGAAUACCUCUCGCUUGCCACCCUUCCAACUGAUGAUCUGCUGCGGACGGUUUGCGACGAGAUGCCCCCCUUCUCUGACCGGACCUCUAUCCUCUUGUCAAGGCUUCACCAGAAGACCGCCGGCACCAGUGAGAAGAAAACGUGGGUGGUCGGUGGCAAAGAUGCCAAUGCCGACAAGCAGGAAGUUCUCAUGGCGCAGAACACUGGCCUCAAGCGCACGUUCACUACGAUUGUCCAUGGCACUCGAACAGGCUCGAACGGAACUCCGACCAGUGCAACCGGCGCAUCUGCAUCCGCGUCGGGUGAUUUGGCUGGCCUGGAUUUCACUGGUCCAACAGCACCUGCCCCGAACAUGGCUAGUGCGGCACACUUGACGCCAGAUUGGGAUAUUGGAUUCAACCGACUCUACUUCUCCAACGAGGGUGUUCUCUUCGAGGAUUUACAGAUCCAGGUGGGAGUGCGCUCCGAAUAUCGUGGCCACAUUGGUGUUGUGAAGCUGUACAUCAGUAACAAGUCGACAUACCCCAUUGGCUCGUUGACUACCACCGUCGACAACCCUUCUGCUCCGAACCUUAAGAUCGACACUAAGAACCUUCCGGAGACCAGCGUCCCUGCUGCCGGUCAAACACAGCAGACUCUGUUUUGUGCAGCUCAUGGUCCCUUCAUGGAAGCACCUACCAUUCGUAUCUCCUACCUGGCUGGUGCUCUCCAGGCAUACACACUACAGCUUCCUAUUUUGAUGCACCGAUACAUGGAGCCUUCUUCCCUAUCGGCCGAAGAAUUCUUCAAGCGAUGGCGCCAAAUUGGUGGUGGCCCGCUGGAAGCACAACAUACCUUUGGCCCUAACGGCAAGAACAAGAUCAUCAACGAGUCAUUCACGCGCGAGACCGUGGAAGGAUUCGGCUGGAAGAUCCUGGACGGCGUGGACCCGAACCCGAAGAACAUUGUCGGCUGUGCAGUGUAUCAGUUUGAGGGAGGCAAGACCGGCUGCUUGUUGCGACUGGAGCCCAACUACGAGAAAUCGAUGUAUCGGGUUACCAUUCGCGCCACAAAGGAGGGCGUUCCGCAGGGAAUGGCGCGACAGAUGGAGCAGAAACUGUCGCAAGGAACAGGCAACCUGCGUUGA